Molecule: messenger RNA, 9844 nt
Organism: Myxocyprinus asiaticus (Chinese sucker)
Lineage: Eukaryota; Metazoa; Chordata; Actinopteri; Cypriniformes; Catostomidae
Product: BAH and coiled-coil domain-containing protein 1
Exons: 28
Coding region: 1-8286 (2761 amino acids)
Molecular function (GO): chromatin binding
Source: RefSeq, a predicted model, not a curated record
AUGGAGGGCCGUGAUUUCUCCGCUCCAGCGCACCUCCUUUCAGAGCGGGCCACUCUGGUGCAUCGCGCCGCCUCUCGCAUCUCCUCCAGCGGCCACGGCUCUGUUCAACACCCGCCUCAUUUUCCACCCGGGAAAUAUUAUCCAUCGCAUUUACCAAUGGCGGCGCAUUCAGGCAGUGGACUGAUGGGCAACUCUUCAGCCUCAUUCAUGGGGACGUUCCUGGCCAGCAGUCUAGGCUCCCCUCCAUCGCACCCGCCACACCCCUCCAGACCUCCGUCCUCUCCUUCCUCUCCUCCUUAUCGUGGGGGUCCGCACUCCAGCGCCUCACAGAUCUGGUUCCCUCACUCACAUGAAGCAGUCCCAGGGUAUCCUCGCUUCUCAGGAAGUCUGGCCCAUACCUUUCUUCCCAUAAGCCAUUUGGAUCACCAUGCCAACAGUGGGGUGCUCUAUGGGCAACACCGUUUCUAUGACACACAAAAAGAGAACUUCUAUUUAAGAAGUCUUCCGUCCCAGUCCCCACUCAUCUCAGCCAAUCACAGCAUCCAGCCCAUAUCGAGGAUGGGGCCUGGACAAUCCCAGGGCUCAUGUAGCAGGGACAGAGAUGCAGGAAGUGGGGUAAGCCUGCACAAGGGCCUUAAAGAUACUAGCAUAGACAGAGGCGUAGUUUCAGUCUCCAAGGAUAAAGACAGGCCUAGUAGUAAACAGGACCGCCAUCACCACAGUCACCAUCAACUACCCCAUCAUCAUCCUCACCAAUCCCAGCUCCACCCACAACACCCAGUCUCUUUGGAAGAGAUUAAUUGCAGGGGACACAAAGCCAACCUGCCUAUGGAGUGCAAGGAUCAUCCACAGAUCAUGGGAAAGCCUCUUAGUGCCUGUCUGCUCAACGGGAAGAUGCAGAAUGGGGACCACGGGACUAGAGUAAAGGUCUCUAUGGCUACUUGUGGUGGGGAUGGAGUGGGUAGAGGUAAUGUAGGCUCCAAUAGUGUCCAAAGCAGGCACGUUGGGGGAAGCAGUAAUGGGCGCUGCACCAAAGAGGAGGUAAGUGGGGAGAUGCGGAUCAGUGAGCAGCCUCCUACGACCUGUCUGGAGCGGAGUCAGGCAAUGCAGCAUUCCUUGCCCUACUCAGUGCCUUCUCCACUGCCCAUGGGCUCUGCUGCUGGAGGGGGGCAUCCAGGUGGCUUCCACUGUUUGCAGCUUCAUCCCGGCCACCCCCAUUACCCAAACCACAACCGGCACUCACACCAUCACCCAGACUUCUUCUGCUCUCCUCCGCCAGUCUCUGUGGGAAACCCUUCCUUACAUGAUAAAGGGAUCAAUAGUGGUGGCUGUAGAGAACCCAAAGUGACUGGAGCCACAUUUGUACCGUCUGUUAGCCACCUUGGGGAGAAAACUGAAGACCACUUCCAGCUGGGCAGCUCUGAGUGCCAAGGGGUUGGGGGUGGAAGGAAUAGUGUCAAGGAGAAGGCCUUGGAAAAGACUUCCAAUGGGGGGCAUCAUGGGAACUGGCCCAGGAAACAGCAGCAAACUCCAACCCAGCAGCAACAUCCCUACAGAAAAGUUGAAAAAGCCUCAGAUUGGAUACACAACCACCACCAUCACCUGCAGCAACCACAACGGCAGCAGCAGAACCAUUCUCAGCAACACCAGACUGUGCGUUCCAGAAGUGCGGACUGCAUUAACAGUAUGGAAAGAGACAUCUACAGAACUACUCUGGCUCAUGAGCCAAAAGCUGUUCAUCCCUUACCCAACCAACCCAACACCAACCCCCAACCCUACAGGGACUGCUCCCACUCUGGACCUCCAACCAUUCUUUCACCUCUUGCUGGAAAGACCAUGGGCCAGCACGUGGGUGCAGGAAGACAAGGAAGCUGCUCCAUGCCGAGAGAUGGACAAAAGGUUGCCCGCAUUCGCCACCAACAGCACGGUAGGGCUGGCCCAGAGACAACUGGUGCAGAUCUAAACCAGGCUAAUGGAAACCAGGAGUUGAAGAGGAAUAUAUCUCCUUAUAGCUACUACAACAACAACAUGCAGCAUCCCCCACAUCAACAGCCGUCAGUGCCACCUUGGACCAUGCAACCACACCAAAUGCACUCUGAAGGGGACCAGCACAAAUCUUACAUUGAAUCGAACAGUGGAGCUGCCAACAACAGACCGCCUACACAGCAACAGCUGCAGCAGCACCAGACAGCUGGAAUGGGUCCCCCUCUUCCUCCGCUUCAUCCGGCCCCUCCUCAAAAUCAGCAGGAGGUCACAGGCUCACAGGGAGAGAACAGUGCCAUGAAGAACCUUCUGAAGUACAGCAACCAGCAGCCUCUCCUUUCCCAGAAGAGCCCGUUUGGAGGGCUCGGGAGCCUAAAAACAGGGCCAAAUAGCACCAGCUGCUCUCUUCAGGGGAGCAAGCAGACCCUUCCCUCCAGAAAAGGUCAUAGUCAUGAGAGUGAGCGAGCUGAUUGUGGGGGACGGGGCAGAGAGAUAGGAGAGGACCCACAUGUAGAAGGGGAGGUGAGACAGCCUCCAGUGGGGAUUGCAGUUGCUGUGGCACGACAGAGAGACCCAGCCUGCCAGACAUCAGGCAGCCAUCCCGGUAGCCGACAGGGGCGGGUGCUGUCUUCCAUGAAAGGCACUCCACGCUCCAUGUACCCUUCAGACUCACCUGGUGAGGAGGAGAGGAAAAGGAUGAGUGUAGAGCACAUGGGUCAUCGGUGCCUUGACAGAGAACGAGACACUUAUAUCAGGGAUAACAAGGAAAGAGUGGAAUUUGCACACAUCCAUCCAUCUAACAGUUGCCAUGGUGACCUCACCUCUCAUAUCAUGGUGCCAGGUGGCACUUCAGUGCAGCCUAACCAGUUAGGAAACCCGACUGCGCAUACACACUCUGCUCACCACCACUGGAUGCCACGCACAGGAAGUCCCUCCCUCUGGAUGACGGAUCACUCUUAUGGCAUUGGCCACACAGCUUUGCAUCAGAAUCUGCCCCCGGGGUUCUCUGCAGCUAUGCCUGCCCCCCUUCAGUCAGUCCUUCCACUACCCCAGGACCCCUCCGCCCAACUGGUGGUGCUGCCCAGCGAACCUGCCACACACCCAGCCAGCCACCUUGACAUGAUGGACCAGCCUGGUCUAUGGCCUCCAGUCUACAGGGCCCGAGGGGCCCACUCCCACAUGCAGCAUCCUGCUGUGUAUUCUCGCUCGCAGUUUCUACGGCAACAAGAGCUUUAUGCUCUCCAGCAACACCAGCAGCUGCAGCAUCAGCAGCACCCGAGCCAUCAGCCUCCGGCUCCACCCCACAGAGCAACAAACAACAUGGAGCCACAGCACAGAGCUGGACACAGCCAGGUGCAGAAGAAACCAGAGGAGCAGAGCAUGGAGCUAGAAGACAUCCUGUCUGACCCCAGGACUCCCAAACCUGCCAAGUGCUACGACUAUGGCCCAUCUAACCGGGCCUCCUCACCUACCAGGGGCUCCACUGUCCACUUGUCGCCCUGCUGUCAGUCCCCUUGUAUGCGACCUCACCCUAAAAGCACACCCUCUACCCCCUGCCCUGCCCUAAGUCCAGUAGCUGCAACGCCCCGCUCACCCACAAUCAGCCCAUCCCCAUCACAACUGCCCAAAGCUGCAGAGUCCCAGGACGAGCAGGUGGAAGGGCAGCCACCCCAGGACUACCCUCAGUCCAUGGAGCCUGAUCUGCCACCUAGAUACACCUAUCCAGAAAUUGGCAUGGCAAUGUCUCAAGAUAUCCAGUUGGCAGAGCCCGCUAAUCUGGAAGCUGUUCAAAUUGAAGCCAUUGAGCAUGCCCCUCCAGCUCUCUCCAGUUUAGGAAAAGGCCUGGAAUGUCAUACAAUGGUGAGGUCACUAAAUGAGCCACAAGAACCAGUGGUGGAAGAUGAUGCCACCAGUCUGGUUGAGGAACAGCCGCAGUUCGCACAAGGGGAGGAUAUGGAGACAGUUAUGGUAAUGGGUUGCUGUGAACCUGUAGGGGCUGAUCAGGGAAAGGAACAGCCAGAAUUGCUCAUCUGCCCACCUGCUGAAGGUCCAGUUUGUGAAGUAGGACAAGGACCUAUCCUAUCAUCUAAGGAAGAAAUCCAUCAAGGUGACCCAACUAUUACAUGUGAAGAAGAAAAUGGUGAAAACGUACCUCCUCAAGAGAACGAAGAAAUUGAGACACAGGAAGAUCAAGGAGCUUCAUUGCCAGAACAAACAAGUGUUUCUGAUUGUUUACCCAACCAGUUGCCAAACACCACCACCCAGGCAGAGGUUGCAAUUAUGGGAGAAGAAGAUCAACAGAAAAACUGCGUGGAAAUACUAUCUCCAUUGCCGAAUGCCUGCUCUCAGAGUCUUGCUUCAAGCUACUGGAGUUUAGAGCUCCUGAUUGCUGCAGCCUUCUUUGGGGACUGUCCUCCACCCUCUCCACCUUCCUCAUCCCCAUACCAGAAAUAUUGUGGCCCACUUAACUCCACCUGUCAUGGCAUGGAAUUGCUGAGUGAGCUGGCUGAUCUGGAACUGCAACAGUAUCAGCAAAAUUGUGGUAAAACUCUAGAGGAUCAAUGGAUUUUCGACCUACAGAGUCUUGCUACUUUGGCAGCAGCUCGUGCCCUUGAAUUAAACUCACAGGAGAACAGUGCCACAGAUGCCGAGAAACAGUAUCCCGCUCAAAGAACUAUCAACCUUCGCAGAAAAUGCAGCUGGACGCCUCGCCACGAGCCGGUGUGUCCAGCGAAAGGUGCUAUGGACAGUAUGGAUGGUCCAGAGCUAGAGAUGCGUGUGAGACUAGCAGAGCUUCAACAGCGUUACAAAGAGAAACAGAAGGAACUGGCCAAACUCCAGAGGAAACACGAUCACCAGAAAGAGGAGACUCCACGUAGUCCUGCACGUCGAGGGCCUGGCAGACCACGCAAACGUAAAUCAGCUCCUGGCCUUGGCCCCGGGACCUUUACAGAACCCCAGAAAAAAGUCAAGUUAGUGGGGGCGGGGCUAAGUCCACUGGAGGAGGAGCAGCAGGGAGGUGGAGACUCUCAGAGGAAGAAGAAAAAACUGUCCAGUAGAGGUUUUGGCGGUCUUAACUCUGCACUGAUGAAGUCACAGUGUUGUCGUAAGAGCAGUCUGCAUGGUCAACACAUUAAUCAACUCAAGCAAAAGAUUGCAGGUGGACAGACCACCUCUGGAGCUAUGUCCCAGGACAGGGAGUCUUCCUCAGCCUCUAAGAGUAAUUCCAAAGCAGAUUCCAUACACCUCAGCACAGCCAAUGAAUCUGAGAGCCUAAGCGAUACAGGCACCAGUGGGGACAGUGGGGCUCAGGAAUGCUGGAAGAGACACGAGCCUGCAUCCAUCAAACGAAGCAGGAAGAAAAGUUCUGGAACAGCAGCAUGUUUGCAGGGCAGGGGACAGGAAGUGAAUGAGGAUGGGGAGACGUCCCCCCCAGAGAGCGAGUCCUCUGAGCAAGAGGAAGAUGAAGAGGAAGGCAGUUAUGGAAGUGAGGAAAGCCAAGACAUCAAAGCUCCAGCAUUCAGGGAUUUAUCAUUCAGCUUGUCUGCCACAGGCCCCUCUCCUUUCUCCAUCGUCAAACUGGAAGCCAAUCAGAAGGCAAAGAUUAAGCGGGAACGGCAGGAACUUUACGGGUCCCAGCUUCACUCUGUAACAGAAGGGGACGUGAAGGUGAAGCAGCGGGCUUCUUGUCGACCCCUCCCCAUAACGGUCUCCAAAUCCCCAUGUGUCAGAAGACGACCAGGCCGGCCCAGACUGCAGGACAAACGCUGGUCUGGGAUCACAGGCAGGCCGGGUCAUUACAGAAAGAGUGGCGGCCUCCUCUCUUUCCCCAGCAGCACCAGUGAGCGGUUAAAGAGAGCUACUCGGAAGACCUCCAUGCUGAGAGCCACGAGGAGAAGUUACUGGUCGACAGGGGCUCAGUCUCCAGAUAGCGAUGAUAACAGCAGCACCCGGAGAACCAGACUGAGAGAGUCUAAAGGUCGAGCAGUCAGCCGUCUGUUAGAGAGCUUUGCGGCAGAUGAUGGGUUCCACCUGGGUGAAGACAGCAGCUUCUCAGACGAGGAAGAGGAGAGGAAGUGUUCAUCUCAUAGCAGAACUCCUCCAGCGCCUCCAAACUGUGUGCUAACCAAAGAAAUGCUGACCGAUGGACUGAAGAUUCUGAUCUCCAAAGAAGAUGAGCUUCUGUAUGCAGCUCGUGUGAGACCUAUGGAGUCUCCAGAUGUCUACAGCAUUGUUAUAGAUGGGGAGAGAGGAAACCGGCCCAGAAUCUACUCCCUGGAGCAGCUCUUGCACGAAGCGGUGUUGGACGUACGCCCUGAAAGCGAGGCUGUGCUAACAGAGGGGACUAGAGUGUGUGCUUACUGGAGCGAGCGCUCACGAUGUCUUUACCCAGGAUAUGUGCAAAGGGGUGGUGCUGGUGAUACAGGUAAACCUGGUGGAGUUAUGGUGGAGUUUGAUGACGGGGACAGAGGGUGGAUAUCUCUCUCCAAUAUUCGCUUCCUUCCACCCGAUUACCAAAUCCAAUGUGCUGAGUCGGACACUGUGCUGGUUUCUGUUAGACAGUUUGGCAGAAGUAGCUCAGUGCAAGAGAACGGGACUCUGAGUGAGAGGACAACAAGUACAGGCAGAUCCAAAGCUCAGGAGAAACCAGUCAGAGGACCAGGGAGGCCUAAGGGUUCAGGGCUGAAGAAGUCUAUCUCAAACAAUGUGGCGAAGACCUCAGCAUCUGCUUUGACCUGGCCAUCAGUAGCUGCACCCAGGAGGAGAACACCGGUAAACUUUUUCCAGCUUAAUGGAUCAGCCUCGAAGAAAGCCUUGAGAGGCAGGGUGCCGGAAACAUCUCUUCGACCUUCAGUCUCCAUGACGACACCAGCCAAAGGUCUCUUUAGUAGUAGCUCCUUUGAGGUGGACUCGUUCAGCAGCAUAGCCAAUGGUUAUUCAUCCUUUGGUAUGUCACUGGAGGGCAAAAACACCUCUUAUGUUCAAAAAAAGAGAACUGAGGAGCCAGCACCAACUCGGGGUAGGAAAGCAGAAUUUCUAGUGAAACUGGACCAUGAAGGUGUAACAUCUCCAAAGACUAAGCGUAGCAAGGCUCUGCUGUUGCUAGGAGCUUCAGGUUUUGGCUCCAACGGUGUAGGUGGUCUGCCCAGGACGGAGACUUAUUCCCACCCAGUCCUGCUUGUCAAGGACAAUAGGAAAGGUGAUGGUUCCCGUGCAGAGCUCUUGCUAAAAGGGAGUCAAGUCCAGAGGAAGCCCUCACCAUCCUUGCGCAUGAAUGAGUAUGGAGACCUAAACCUCGGCUGCCAUAGAGACUGCCACAUCUCCUACUCGGAAAUGGAUGAGGAAGAGGAAGACCAAAGAAGGAGAACAGGCAGUGCGUCACUUGCUCAAGCCUCGGGAGGUUUGAGAACAGCUGGCCGAUUUCUCUCGAGCAUCUCAGUUUCGUCAUCUUCCUCAGGUUCCUCAAGCUCCACAAGCUCAGGUUCUCUCUCCAGUUCUAGCUUGUGUUCCUCUGACAACGACUCGUCAUAUAGCUCGGAGGAUGAGGAGAGUUCCACACUGCUGCUGCAGAGCUGCUUGACCACACACCACUCUCUGCCCCAGACCACUGAACCCCCUGCUGGACCUCCACGACACUCGUUUGUGGCCAAAGCUGUGGCCAUGUCCAGUGCCAAAGAAGGCAACCACAGUGUUAGCAGCAAGCCACCGAAGAGGAAAGAAUGUCCCAGCUCAGUCUCCAAAAACUCAAAGGAGCUGCUUAAGAGGCAAAGGCUUCUGACAGACCAGACCAAGCCCAAAAUGUCACCCAUCCUGCCAUCUAGACAGAUGUGGAGGUGGUCUGGAAACCCCACACAGCGGCGUGGAUUAAAGGGUAAGGCCCGGAAGGUUUUCUACAAGGCCAUUGUACGAGGCAAGGACAUGGUUCGGAUAGGAGACUGUGCAGUGUUCCUUUCGGCUGGUCAGCCUCAUCUGCCACUAAUUGGACGCAUUGAGAGUUUCUGGGAAUCGUGGCAGAACAGUAUGAUCGUGAAGGUCAAGUGGUUCUACCACCCCGAAGACACCAAUCUUGGCAAGAGACACCGUGAUGGCAAACAUGCCCUGUACCAAUCAUGUCAUGAAGAUGAGAAUGACGUCCAGACGAUCUCUCAUAAGUGUCAGGUUGUCACCCGUGAGGAAUAUGAGUGUUUGACCCGCAACAGGAAGUCUGAUGGAAGCUAUCAUGACCUGUACUACCUGGCCGGCACCUACGACCCAACCAGCGGCCAGCUGCUCACUGCAGAUGGGAUGUCCUUACUCUGUUAGCACUGCACUUGCUUAUCCAAGUAUACUACUGAGUUGUCUAUGGUUCGAUUGGGGUGCAAGAGGACCAGGAGGUAGCGUACCACCCUACAUACCCAAACACUCUGUCUACUUUGGGGAUAAAUCUGGAUGCAUCCCCUAGCGAUACUUUAUCAGUAUAGGCACUUUGUCCAUGGUCCUAAUUCUCUUCUGAGUUCACCUAACAGACAUCUAGCAGACUAUGGUCUUAGACCACCAAAGCAGAACACUUGGAUUGGAGAACAUGGUGUCUAACUGAGAAGACUUGAGCCAUGUCAGAGGAGGAGACGUGUGGAGCGUUCUCCGCACACCACUUUCAUGAUUCCAGGGAUAUUUAAGUACAUAUAGAUCUAAAGAUAUAUUAAGUUCAUUUAUGUGUGUAUAUACAGUAUAUAGGGAAUUGUUUCCUAUCAAGCCAUACACUUCAGUACCUCUUAACAUGUCUUCUUAUUCAGGUGUAUAUUGUACAGGUCGCUUGUUUAUUUUUUUUUAUUUUAUUUUUUUUUUUUGCUUUGUUUUUUUGACAUGGUUGUCUAUAUGUAUAUAUAUGAAACUAUUUUAUAUAAGUGUAAUGUACAGAGGCUAAUCUUACCAUGUUCUGAUUGGUUUAUUUUUGUAUAAGUGGCUGACAUGGUAGUUGUUGUUGAUUUCUCUCUAAGAGGGUGAGCUGAAGAUGUAUGUAUUGCACUGCAAAUGGCCUGCUGAGACAGUGAGGGGUUUGGGUUCCUGCCCUGGUCUUACACGGGAUAGCAUACCUCUAUCGGCUGCACUUUGGGCGUUUGUUUCUCUAAUGUCGAACUUCUGUUUGUUGUUGCCUAUAUUUGCAGACUCAAAACAUUUUAGCGCUAAAACGAAGGGAAAAUGUCUUGCAAACACUUUAAAACUGUUCCACAAAAUUUGUAUUACCUACCUGUUAGAAUUUGCUAUCAGUAUUUAAAUUAAAUCAGUAUUGGAAAUGACAGAGUCUACAUAUACAGAGAAUAGAAAUGAAGAAAUGUCCAGGUCAUAUUUCACCCCCCCACCCCCCAUCAUAAAAGAAAUUGAAGCCUAUUUUGGGAACAUUAAGAUUUUUUGCACUGUGACAUUAUUUCCAAUUAAGCAGAUAUUCCCACAAAUGUAUUUUACUGUAAUGUGAAAAAAAUCUCAUCUUUUUGUCUGGGCACAAUUUAUUUAUUCAGAACAACCAAUACUACCAUCUUGCAUAAAUACUUCAAAAUUUAAGCUACAUAUUAUUUUGUUUUAUUACAAACCGUUUUUUGGGUUCGGGUUUGUAACUAAUGAAAAACGAUGUGCAUGAACACUAGAAAGGGCUGUUCACACCAAACGUGUUUUUGAAUCUGUUCUGUUUUUCAAUGUAAACACACGUUGGACAGAUGUCUUUGAUCAUUGCGUCAAAUCUCACUACUUUUUCAAAAUCUCACACAGGACUGCCAAAUUUGUCUUUGUGUUAAAGGGAUAGUUCACCCAAAAAUGAAAAGUCAGUCAUUGUUUACAAACCCCUGUGUUGUUAUAACCCUAUAUGACUUUCUUUCUUUUUCUUAAC